GCCUGUAGAGGCGGGCACGGCAGGUAUAUAAGCUUUGGCCGAGCGUCGGUUGUAGCAUUCUGCGCGCCUGCUCCUCCGCUCCUGCCUCUUCCUGCACUCUACUUCCCUGCCGCCGCCGCCAUGAGGGAGAUCGUGCACCUGCAGGCCGGGCAGUGCGGCAACCAGAUCGGCGCCAAGUUCUGGGAGGUGAUCAGCGAUGAGCAUGGCAUCGACCCUACCGGCACUUACCAUGGGGACAGCGACCUGCAGCUGGAGCGCAUCAACGUGUACUAUAAUGAGGCUACCGGUGGCAAGUACGUGCCCCGUGCCGUGCUCGUGGAUCUAGAGCCUGGCACUAUGGACUCAGUGCGCUCCGGCCCCUUCGGGCAGAUCUUCAGGCCGGACAACUUCGUCUUCGGUCAGAGUGGUGCCGGAAACAACUGGGCCAAGGGGCACUACACAGAAGGUGCAGAGCUGGUGGACUCAGUGCUGGAUGUUGUGAGGAAAGAGGCUGAGAGCUGUGACUGCCUGCAGGGCUUCCAGUUGACCCAUUCCCUGGGUGGGGGGACUGGAUCUGGGAUGGGCACCCUUCUCAUCAGUAAGAUCCGGGAGGAGUACCCAGACAGAAUCAUGAACACGUUCAGUGUGGUGCCCUCACCCAAGGUGUCGGACACGGUGGUUGAACCCUACAAUGCCACCCUCUCAGUCCAUCAGCUUGUAGAAAACACAGACGAGACCUAUUGCAUUGAUAACGAAGCCCUCUAUGACAUCUGCUUCAGAACCCUAAAGUUGACUACGCCCACGUAUGGUGACCUGAACCACCUGGUGUCUGCCACCAUGAGUGGGGUUACCACUUGCCUGCGCUUCCCAGGCCAGCUUAAUGCUGACCUGCGGAAGCUGGCUGUUAACAUGGUCCCUUUUCCCCGCCUGCAUUUCUUCAUGCCUGGUUUUGCCCCACUGACCAGCCGGGGCAGCCAGCAAUACCGAGCUCUGACGGUACCUGAGCUCACCCAACAGAUGUUUGACGCCAAGAACAUGAUGGCCGCUUGCGACCCCCGCCAUGGCCGCUACCUAACAGUGGCUGCUGUGUUCAGGGGCCGCAUGUCCAUGAAGGAGGUGGAUGAGCAAAUGCUUAAUGUCCAAAACAAGAACAGCAGCUAUUUUGUUGAGUGGAUCCCCAACAAUGUGAAAACAGCUGUCUGUGACAUCCCACCCCGGGGUUUAAAAAUGUCUGCCACCUUCAUUGGCAACAGCACAGCCAUCCAGGAGCUGUUCAAGCGCAUCUCUGAGCAAUUCACAGCCAUGUUCCGGCGCAAGGCCUUCCUGCACUGGUACACUGGUGAGGGCAUGGACGAGAUGGAGUUCACUGAGGCUGAGAGCAACAUGAAUGACCUGGUGUCUGAGUACCAGCAGUACCAGGAUGCCACAGCUGAGGAGGAGGGCGAGUUUGAGGAGGAAGCUGAGGAGGAGGUGGCAUAGAGCCAGCCCCUGCAACCUGGUAAAGCGUGGAAUUGGUGUGAACUCUUUAUUCACUCACAACCUGUUCCCUGAUAGCUGCGUCUCACUGUGUGUGCCCUUGCUGUCCUUUCUGUCUCAACAUCAUAUGCUGUACAGACAUCACCAUUAAAGCAUUUUCAUAGUG
Nycticebus coucang (slow loris) is the source of this 1621-nucleotide messenger RNA. It is a transcript of the gene TUBB4B, whose product is annotated as tubulin beta 4B class IVb. Gene Ontology annotation, biological process: microtubule cytoskeleton organization; mitotic cell cycle. The transcript has 4 exons. The record is from RefSeq and is a predicted model, not a curated record. Gene Ontology annotation, molecular function: GTPase activity; GTP binding; structural constituent of cytoskeleton. NCBI's taxonomy places the organism in Eukaryota, Metazoa, Chordata, Mammalia, Primates, Lorisidae. The coding region runs from base 121 to 1458 and encodes 445 amino acids. Gene Ontology annotation, cellular component: cytoplasm; microtubule.